Messenger RNA from Pungitius pungitius (ninespine stickleback), 2048 nucleotides. Its product is annotated as guanine nucleotide-binding protein G(s) subunit alpha-like. Gene Ontology annotation, cellular component: heterotrimeric G-protein complex. Lineage: Eukaryota; Metazoa; Chordata; Actinopteri; Perciformes; Gasterosteidae. Gene Ontology annotation, molecular function: beta-2 adrenergic receptor binding; GTP binding; ionotropic glutamate receptor binding. Gene Ontology annotation, biological process: adenylate cyclase-activating dopamine receptor signaling pathway; sensory perception of chemical stimulus. Bases 331 to 1470 code for a protein of 379 amino acids. The record is from RefSeq and is a predicted model, not a curated record. The transcript has 13 exons.
CACUUCUUCGUUCCCAGGGUUCCGUGAGAGCCGUUUGCCCCACCCCACCUCUCCAGCGCUAUCUAUCUCAAUGUACAAUUCUCAGAGAAAAAAGGGGGUCAAAAUAAUUCAGAGUAACGCCGCAAAGAAACGAUUCUCGUUUCCCCGACCGGUCCACCUGAGCAGACGCGGCCUGUCUGCGGUCAAAAAAAAAGACUAAUGUCUCGCCGUUGGACCAGUGACUGAAAACACCGCGCCACCCACCCUGCCUCUCUCUCUCUCUCUCUCUCUCCCUCUCUCUCACCCCAACACCCCCCCCCCCCCUGGACCUAUCAGUGGGUUUUUGGGAAGAUGGGCUGUCUGGGCAAUAGUAAGACCGAAGACCAACGCAAUGAGGAGAAGGCGCAGAGGGAAGCCAACAAAAAGAUAGAGAAGCAGCUCCAAAAGGACAAACAGAUUUACCGGGCGACUCACCGGCUACUGCUGUUAGGGGCCGGUGAAUCCGGGAAAAGCACGAUAGUCAAACAGAUGCGAAUACUGCACGUCAAUGGCUUCAACGCAGAGGAGAAAAAACAGAAAAUCCACGAUAUUAAAAACAACAUUAAAGAAGCUAUAGAGACGAUAGUUGCCGCCAUGACGACGCUGACGCCGCCCUGCCAAAUAGCCUCUCCCGCAAACCGGAGCCGCUUCGACUACGUCCUCAACCAAGUACUCCAGAAGGAUUUUGAGUUUUCUUCGGAGUUUUAUGACCAUACAAAGAUCCUCUGGCAGGACGAGGGCGUGCGGGCCUGCUGGGAAAGGUCCAACGAAUAUCAACUCAUCGACUGCGCGCAGUACUUCUUAGACAGGAUCGAUGUGGUCAGGCAGAGUGACUACACACCCACUGAUCAGGACCUGUUGAGGUGCCGAGUGCUGACAUCUGGGAUCUUUGAGACACGAUUUCAAAUAGACAAAGUCAAUUUCCACAUGUUCGACGUUGGAGGUCAAAGGGACGAACGUCGAAAAUGGAUUCAGUGUUUUAACGAUGUGACAGCCAUCAUCUUCGUGGUGGCGAGUAGCAGCUACAACAUGGUGAUCAGGGAGGACAAUCAGACCAACAGACUACAGGAAGCUCUCAACCUUUUCAAGAACAUUUGGAACAACCGGUGGCUACGGACCAUUUCGGUAAUUCUCUUCCUGAACAAACAGGACCUGCUCGCUGAGAAGGUGUUGGCGGGCAAAUCUAAAAUUGAGGAGUAUUUUCCAGAGUUUGCACGCUACACGACACCCGACGACGCAAUACCUGAGCCAGGUGAGGACCCCCGAGUCACGAGGGCAAAGUACUUCAUUCGGGAUGAGUUUCUGAGGAUCAGUACAGCCAGCGGGGACGGGCGGCACUACUGUUACCCCCACUUCACCUGCGCCGUGGACACAGAAAACAUCCGGCGCGUCUUCAAUGACUGUCGCGACAUCAUACAGAGGAUGCACCUACGGCAGUACGAGCUCUUGUGAUGGGCGGCGGCGUCCGGCUGACUCGUACCUACCAACCUACUUAUCUAAGGCCCCCCCCUCCCAGACCUCCCUACGACCAGUUAGCCAAUCACCCCCUCCACUUUCUCCAAGUUCAGCAAGCAGCCGAGGCCUCCCCUUCGUCCUGACACAACACUACUUUUCCCAGUUCACAAGAUCCGAACAGCGGAAAGACUUUUCUUUUCUUUUUUUUCUUUUGGAGGAAACACAAUUCAGAAUACAAUAACGUUUUCAUGCACCGUCAGCCAGGACCGACUGCUGUACUCUGCUACAGUUUGACCCAGGGAAGAGGGUCAGAACUGGAAUCCUUCAGUGCAGGCUAGCCCGCCUUUCAGCUCCCUAUCUCUCUCAGAUAAAUGAACACACACACACACACACACACACUAAAGCCAUUCAGAGCACUUAGAUUUUGAUGUCUCAUAUCACCCAAACACACACACAGAGCCUUUAAAAACUAAGCCCUUCUCCUUUGAACAGUUGUUAAAGGCUGUAAUAAAUCUUGUACUCUGAGAGAGAAGCGAUGUCAUUCGCGGCGGGCUGAAGGUGGCGGCUGGGGGGGG